AUGGUGCCUCUAUUUGUCCGUCUUUCCGCGGAAAAGGCUUCAUUUUGCUCUAAGCUCCUCCGAGUUGAUGGAAUAGGCGGUCUCCUUUUCAUUGGUGGCAUGACGAGCUUUCUCAUUGGCAUCUCCUGGGCCGGUGUCCAGUUCACAUGGUCCUCCGCAGCUACCAUUGCUCCCAUCAUUGUUGGCGCUGUAGCAGUAUCCGCCUGCCUGUUCUGGGAGAAAUACGGCGCAACAGAGCCUUUCUUCCGCCCUUCUCUUUUCUACUCCUGGUCCGCGGUGGCCGUCUACUUCGGAGCCUUCUGCCAAGGAUUCCUCCUCUUCUGCGGGCUAUACUACGUCCCGUUUUACUUCAUCUCAGUCCGCUUUGUUACGCCCACUCAGUCAGGUCUCAACCUCUUUCCUGUAACCUGCCUCCUUCUUCCGGGCUCUAUUGUCGUGUCCGUGCUGACCUCACGGCUUGGCCGCUUCCGCUGGGCGAUCUGGUCAGGCUGGGCUCUUGCGACGGUAGGAUGCGGCUUGCUUGUCUUGUUGGACGAGAAUACGACGACCGCAUUGUGGGCCAUCUACUUCGCCAUUUUCGGCAUCGGAAAUGGCAUGAUACUCACGAGCGUCAACGUCGGUACCCAGGCCAUCAGCCGCAUCGAAGACUGCGGUCGAGCUGCAUGUAUGUACGCCUUUAUGCGCACGCUAGGAAUGAGCGUUGGCGUCGCGGUCGGAGGCACUGCAUUCCAGAAUGUCAUGGUCAAUCGAUUGCGCGAGCUCGGGCUGCCUGAGACUAUUGCUCAGAAUGCCGAAGCAUUUGCAACCGAGUUGGCUGGCAUGGCCUCUUGGGAUCCGGUACGGCUUGGAGCUUUGUCCGCUUACGUGAAAGGGUUCCAGGGCGUGUUCUGGGUAAUGACGGCAACGGCUGCUUCUGGAUUCAUCACUAGCUUGGUGAUUCGCAAGCAUAGUAUGGACAAAACGCUUGAGUCUAGGUUUACGCUGGAGGGGACACGAAACAGGAAGUCAGAGGUCCCGUCGGUUGGGAGCUACGUGAGUGAAGUGGUUUGA
This is a messenger RNA of Colletotrichum chrysophilum, 1050 nucleotides long. RefSeq lists its product as uncharacterized. The transcript has a single exon. Gene Ontology annotation, biological process: transmembrane transport. Bases 1 to 1050 code for a protein of 349 amino acids. NCBI's taxonomy places the organism in Eukaryota, Fungi, Ascomycota, Sordariomycetes, Glomerellales, Glomerellaceae. Gene Ontology annotation, molecular function: transmembrane transporter activity. The record is from RefSeq and is a predicted model, not a curated record.